This is a messenger RNA of Lotus japonicus, 435 nucleotides long. RefSeq lists its product as uncharacterized. Gene Ontology annotation, molecular function: RNA-DNA hybrid ribonuclease activity; nucleic acid binding. Lineage: Eukaryota; Viridiplantae; Streptophyta; Magnoliopsida; Fabales; Fabaceae. The record is from RefSeq and is a predicted model, not a curated record. The transcript has 2 exons. Bases 1 to 435 code for a protein of 144 amino acids.
AUGGGGAUCAUAUAUGUGCUGAGGAACGAGGGAGGAGGUUUCCUCCUAGGAUUCACGGGUUCUAUUGGGCAUUCCAAGAUCCUCCAGGCUGAAUUGAUAGCUAUCCUCCAGGGCCUUCGUGCUUGUUGGGGCAAUGGCUAUCGUCAGGUCCAGGUCUUCUUCGAUUCUACUCUAGCUAUUGCUAUGCUAAAGGGGUCUGUACCUCAGUUUCAUGUCUAUGCUGCUCUUAUUUUUUCUAUCAAGUCCAUGCUUCAUCGGUCUUGGCAAGUUGAGUUGCAACAUUCUCUUCGGGAGGGUAAUGCCCCGACAGACUUCAUGGCAAAGCUUGGUGCUGAUCUUCCUUCGGUGCAGCUCCAACAUUUCACAGAGCCUCCUUCGGGACUUGCUCCUUUGCUGUUGGCGGAUAGCCUUGGUGUUCCUCAAUUGAGGCCUUAG